UCUCCGAGGUUCGAAGAUCGAUCUUACUUACCUUGGUUGUUGGAAAGACUUGCUUUGCAUUAGGAAGUUACACUUACACAUCACAGGUUGCAGCUAAAUGGCAUCAUUGGUUGCCAGUCAAAUGUCUCCUUCGGUUUCUGUCAAAGAGAAGGGAAGUAGGAAUAAGAGAAAGUUCAGAACUGAUCCACCUUUAGGGGAACCAAAUAACAUUGUUCCUUCGCCUCAACAUGAAAGCAUUAGUUAUGAAUUCUCUGCCGAAAAAUUCGAAACAACAGCAGGUCAUGAGGAAUCCUCAGUUUUUGACCCGUCCAGUGUUAAUCAAGAUCAUUCUAAUGCAUUGAAGCUUGAACUUGGAUUGUCUAGUCCUGUGGUUUCUUCAGAAGUUGGGAUUAGCCAACCCAAGGAGGAGCAUGAGGUGGAUGAAUUGAGUGAUGCUGAUUGGAGUGAUCUCACAGAAGUGCAAUUGGAAGAACUUCUCUUGAGCAAUUUGGACACCAUUUUUAAGAGCGCAAUAAAAAAGAUUGUUGCAAGUGGAUACACCGAAGAAGUUGCUACAAAAUCCAUCUUAAGGUCUGGCAUCUGUUAUGGAUGUAAAGAUACUGUAUCGAAUAUAGUUGAUAAUACGUUAUCAUUGCUAAGAAAUGGACAAGAGAUGGAUCCUUCACAAGAGCAUGGUUUUGAGGAUUUAGUCCAGCUAGAGAAGUACAUGUUGGCUGAAUUAAUUUGUGUGCUUCGGGAGGUUCGACCAUUCUUUAGUACUGGGGAUGCAAUGUGGUGCCUGUUAAUUUGUGACAUGAAUGUUUCACAUGCUUGUGCAAUGGACACCGACCCUUUAGGUAGUGAUAGCAUGGUUGAUGGUUGUUCUUCUGUUCAACCCGAAUCGCAAUCAAAUAUAGAAGCAAAAGGUGCUGAAUUGACCCUUCCAAGUCCUUGUAAAUCUGCUUCCUCAACUGAGAAAUCAGAUGUGGCUGGAGAUUCUGUUGCAAACAACUCAAAGAAUUUUCAAAUUCUUGAUGAACUCUUGGAGAAAGAGAGCGCUGAUGCUGAAUGUAGUAAUGUUGGAACAUCUCAGUCCCCCCUAUUAGAAGAAAAGUGUGGUAGUGUUAGGAAGGUAAAUUCCACUGGUUCCAAGAGGGAUUACAUUCUUCAACAGAAGUCAUUCCAUGUUGAAAAAGGUUGUCGGACACAUGGAUCUAAAGGGUCUUCAAGAGGAGGAAAGGGAAGUGGUUUGAGUAGUUUAAUCUUGGAGAGAAAACUUAAAUCCAUUUCAGAAGCUACUGCAAUAAGCUUAAAGAGUGCAUCCUUAAAGAUAAGUAAGGCAAUGGGAAUUGAUGUGACCCAAGACAAUCUUAAUCCUAACCCCAUCACAGUGAGCUCUGAUUCUACUGAUACUGUUUCUUGGUCAACGGAUACGUUGUCUCUAAUACCUGCAGCAGAUACUAUACCUACAGUCACUGUCCCAACUGCAUUAUCUGCCACAGAUACCGACCUUUCUCUUUCAUUGUGCUCCCAAAGCAAGUCUUCUACAACGCCAUUAUGUUGCAAUAAUGAGACUCCUAACGAUAGUUGUACAGGGAUACUAUUUGACAAGUCCCUGGGGCAAUGGACACCGCAAGAUAGAAAGGAUGAGAUGAUUAUGAAGUUGAUUCCGAGGGUACAAGAGCUGCAAAAUCAGCUUCAAGAAUGGACUGAAUGGGCGAAUCAGAAGGUUAUGCAGGCUGCUCGUCGGCUGAGUAAGGACAAGGCUGAGCUCAAGACACUAAGGCAAGAGAAAGACGAAGUUGAACUUCUAAAAAAAGAGAAGCAAACUCUUGAGGAAAACACCAUGAAGAAGCUUUCUGAGAUGGAAAAUGCCUUGCGCAAAGCAAGCAGGCAGGUAGAACGAGCUAAUGCUGCUGUCCGGAAGCUUGAGGUGGAGAAUGCUAUGCUGAGGCGAGAGAUGGAGGCUGCUAAGUUACGUGCGGCAGAAUCGGCCACAAGCUGUCAAGAGAUCUCAAGGAGGGAAAAGAAGACUCAAAUAAAGUUUCAGUCACGGGAGAAGCAGAAAUCUUUAUUUCAGGAAGAGCUAAUGACGGUAAAGUGCAAAUUAGCCCAACUACAGCAGGUUUUGGAGCAAGCUAAAGUACAACAAGAGCAAGCUGAGGCUAGAUGGGAGCAGGCAGCAAAGGCAAAAGAUGAACUUCUCCUUCAGGCAAGUUCUAUAAGAAAGGAAAGAGAGCAAAUUGAAGAGUCCACAAAAUCCAAGGAAGAGAUGAUCAAAUCAAAAGCAGAAAUAGAUUUGCAAAGGAACAGUGAUGAUAUCCAAAAGCUCGAAAAAGAAAUCGCGCAAAUGAGGCUAAAGACUGACUCUUUCAAAAUUGCUGCACUGAGAAAGGGAAUCGAUGGAAGCCACAACGGCGGCUAUACAGACAUGAAAAACAGCACUUAUAUGGAAGAAUCAAAGAGUUCUUGUAUCUCAGAACUGGUUACUAGUUUAAGUGACUACUCCUUGAUGGUUGGUGUGAAACGAGAGAGGGAAUGUGUGAUGUGCCUUUCCGAGGAGAUGUCGGUCGUGUUCCUCCCCUGUGCUCAUCAGGUGGUUUGCACUACAUGCAAUGAACUGCAUGAGAAACAGGGUAUGCAAGAUUGCCCUUCUUGCCGGAGUCCCAUUCACCGGCGAAUUUCUGUUCGUUAUGCUCAUACUUAAUUUAUUUGCUUAAGUGGGUUGAGAGUUUUAAAUAAUGUCAGUGAGACUCACUUGCAUAGAAUAAUGCAUUUGAAUCAUGCAGAUUUGUUUGAUGUAUACAUUAAUUUAUUUUCAUUGUCAAUGUUGAUCAUAGAGGUAAGUAACACUCUUGUAAUAUUUUCCAAGCCAUAAUUUUGGAAUUACAGUCAGCAAGCAAAAUA
Arachis duranensis is the source of this 2886-nucleotide messenger RNA. Its product is annotated as putative E3 ubiquitin-protein ligase RF298. The transcript has 4 exons. The record is from RefSeq and is a predicted model, not a curated record. Lineage: Eukaryota; Viridiplantae; Streptophyta; Magnoliopsida; Fabales; Fabaceae. Bases 98 to 2686 code for a protein of 862 amino acids.